AUGAGUAUUAUUAUUACUAUUUUCCUCAUAAUCAAUCUCUUUGUAAGAGUAGAGUCAAUUAGCAGAGGAGAUUUUCCAGAAGGGUUUAUCUUUGGAACUGCUUCUUCAGCUCACCAGUUUGAAGGAGCUGUUAAUGAAGGAAACAAAGGAGAUAGCAUAUGGGACACUUUCUCAAGAUUACCAGGGAGAAUUUUGGAUUUCAGUAAUGCAGAUAUGGCAGUGGAUCAAUAUCACCGAUUUGAGAAUGACAUAAACUUGAUGAAGGAUUUGGGAAUGGAUUCUUACAGAUUUUCUAUAUCAUGGCCAAGAAUUUUCCCAAAUGGAACAGGGGAACCUAAUACAGAGGGAAUAAAAUAUUACAACACCCUCAUUGAUACUUUAUUGGAAAAAGGAAUACAGCCUUUUGUAACUCUAUAUCAUUGGGAUCUUCCACAGGUGCUGGAAGAUAAAUAUGAAGGAUGGUUAAGUCCUCAAAUCAUAAAAGAUUUCGAGCAUUAUGCAUACACAUGCUUCCAAGCUUUUGGCGACCGAGUUAAGCACUGGAUUACCUUCAACGAACCUCACAACUUCGCCCUCCAUGGUUAUGAUUUAGGCAUUCAAGCACCAGGAAGAUGUUCUCUUCUUGGUCAUCUUGUAUGUAAGAAAGGAAAAUCGUCCACGGAACCUUACAUUGUUGCACAUAACAUUCUCUUAUCUCAUGCUGCUGCCUACAGAAGUUACCAACUACAUUUCAAGGAACCACAAGGAGGUAAAAUUGGGAUAGCUCUAGACGCUGUUUGGUAUGAGCCUAUAACCGAACUUGAUGAAGACAAAGAAGCAGCUGCUAGAGCUAUGGAUUUUUCACUUGGAUGGUUUCUUGAUCCUCUUUUCUUUGGAAAAUAUCCACUCUCAAUGCAAAAACAAGUAGCUGAGAGAUUGCCAAAGAUUACUAAAGCAACCUCAAACUUGCUUGUUGGAUCAUUGGAUUUUAUUGGCAUAAACCAUUAUACCUCGCUGUAUACACGAAACGAUAGGACUCGGGUUCAUAAACUGAUUAUGCAAGAUGCUAUAUCUGAUGCUGCUGUUAUUACAACCGCAUAUAGAAGAGGAGCUGCAAUUGGAGAUAAGGCAGCUUCGAGUUGGCUACACAUUGUCCCUUGGGGAAUCAGGAAAUUGAUGAAACAUGUGAAAUGCAAAUACGGGAACACACCAGUAAUCAUAACCGAAAACGGAAUGGAUGAUCCAACUGGACCUUUUAUGACCUUAGAAAAGGCAUUAAAUGAUGACAAGAGGAUAAGAUAUCAUAGGGAUUAUCUCUCAAACCUAUCUGCUGCUAUAAGGGAAGAUGAUUGCAAUGUGAAGGGUUACUUUGCAUGGUCAUUGCUUGAUAAUUGGGAAUGGAAUUUGGGAUAUACAGUGCGCUUUGGACUCUACUAUGUGGAUUUCAAAAACAACCUUACUAGGAUACCAAAAUCUUCUGUGAAAUGGUUCAAAAGUGUGCUCAGAUUCGAAACUGAAAAAAUUAGUGAUAUUUGA
Messenger RNA from Vicia faba (fava bean), 1515 nucleotides. The record is from the annotation of a GenBank genome assembly. NCBI's taxonomy places the organism in Eukaryota, Viridiplantae, Streptophyta, Magnoliopsida, Fabales, Fabaceae.